This is a messenger RNA of Pyrenophora tritici-repentis Pt-1C-BFP, 1061 nucleotides long. The record is from RefSeq and is a predicted model, not a curated record. NCBI's taxonomy places the organism in Eukaryota, Fungi, Ascomycota, Dothideomycetes, Pleosporales, Pleosporaceae.
AUGUCUGCUGCCGAUGCGAAGCCAUUGCCUUUUGUCUACCAGUUCGCGGCUGGUGCCGUGGCCGGUGUGUCAGAAGUGAGUGCGCCAACUCUGCCGGAGCUCGCGUACCCGCUGGACGUCGUCAAGACCAGAGUACAACUCCAGACUGGCAAGGUUGUUGGUGAUGAAGGCUACAAUGGCAUGGUAGACUGCUUCAGGAAGAUCAUCAAGAAUGAGGGUUUUUCAAGACUGUACCGUGGUAUUAGCGCUCCCAUUCUUAUGGAAGCUCCCAAAAGGGCCACCAAGUUUGCGGCCAACGACUCAUGGGGCACCUUCUAUCGUAACCUAUUCGGUCAAAACAAGAUGAACCAGUCCCUCUCCAUCCUCACUGGCGCCACUGCUGGUGCAACCGAAUCCUUCGUCGUCGUACCCUUCGAGCUCGUCAAGAUUCGGUUGCAAGACAGGGCGCAGGCGCACAAGUACAACGGCAUGAUGGACUGCGUUAUGAAGAUUGUCAAGCAGGAAGGCCCUCUUACCUUGUACCAGGGUCUAGAGUCGACCAUGUGGAGGCACAUUCUCUGGAAUGCAGGCUACUUUGGUUGCAUCUUCCAGGUCCGCGCUCUCCUGCCUGCGGCCUCUGACAAGAAGGGUCAAAUCACAAAUGACCUCAUUUCUGGUGCUGUCGGUGGCACUGUCGGUACUAUUCUCAACACCCCCAUGGAUGUCGUCAAGUCCCGUAUCCAGAACUCGCCCAAGGUUGCCGGCUCAGUACCCAAGUACAACUGGGCAUAUCCUGCCCUCGGCACCGUCAUGAAGGAGGAGGGCUUCGCUGCGCUUUACAAGGGUUUCCUGCCCAAGGUGCUGAGACUGGGUCCCGGAGGUGGUAUCCUUCUCGUCGUCUUCACCGGUGUCAUGGAUUUCUUCCGCACUAUGCGCGACGGUAAGUAGACGACGCCAAGCUGCAGUGUAUGGCCUCUCAUCGUAGACUCCUAAACGCGAAACCGGACAAUAGACUGUGCAUCCCGUAUCCGCUUCUGCUACAUCAGCAAAGCAGGGUCAAAUAGCAUUACUCAAACACUUCA